UCUUCUCUAUAAAAGAACCUCCCCCACACCCCAACUACAUUUUUUUUAUUACAAAAGAAACCCCAUUUCUUAAUUUAUUUACACCUGGGAAUUUCUUUUUUAGUCCAUCACAAUCAUGGGACUUCUCGACAAACUCUGGGAUGAAACCCUAGCCGGUCCAACACCGGAAUCCGGCCUCGGAAUACUCCGCAAACACAACUCUUUCUCGGCCAGCCUCACCGCCGCCGCACCGCCGCCGCCGAGCACCGACGGCCAGACAGUCCCGGUUUCCCGGAGCAUCACCGCGCCUCGAGACAUUCCGAAACGUAAUCUCAGAGUUUCCGUUGACUCUCCGUCUGAUCCGUCGUCUCCUUCUGGCUCCGGCGAUCCAAGCUCGCCGUUUUCACCAUGUACCCCUGGUAGUAAUUUGAAACGGAUGGCAAGGAGAAAAUCGACAUCGGCGGCUUUGCCCAACUCUUACUCCAAGAGCCCCUCCGGCUAUGAUUGGAUUGUGCUAAGUGCUUUGGAACGUUAAUUAUCUUCGGAGAUUCGGAAGUAAAAAGUUUAUUAAAAAAUAUUAUUGUAAUUAAGUAUUAAGUGCUCAUAUAUUGUUAAUUAGCACAAAAAAAAUAGGGUUUCCUUAAUUUGCCCUUUACGAAAGAAAAAAGAAAAAUCGAGUGUGUUAGGAUCGUUUUUUUUUUUUUUGCGUUGCGUUUGUAUUUUGUAUCGUGCUGUAUGUUUUAAUUAAUCAGUUGUUCUUGUCCGAUCGCGAUCGACUAAGAGUUUUACAUGUAAUAAGUAUCGGUAUAUAUACUUUUUUCCUACCUAUUAUAUAUAAAUGUGUGUAUUAAGUUGG
Molecule: messenger RNA, 835 nt
Organism: Erythranthe guttata (spotted monkey flower)
Lineage: Eukaryota; Viridiplantae; Streptophyta; Magnoliopsida; Lamiales; Phrymaceae
Product: dormancy-associated protein homolog 4
Source: RefSeq, a predicted model, not a curated record